Oncorhynchus nerka (sockeye salmon) is the source of this 6278-nucleotide messenger RNA. RefSeq names its product NLR family CARD domain-containing protein 3-like. The record is from RefSeq and is a predicted model, not a curated record. The transcript is spliced from 8 exons. Gene Ontology annotation, biological process: intracellular signal transduction. The coding region runs from base 209 to 3058 and encodes 949 amino acids. Lineage: Eukaryota; Metazoa; Chordata; Actinopteri; Salmoniformes; Salmonidae. Gene Ontology annotation, molecular function: protein binding.
AACACACCAAUCUCUUUCAGAAAUGCUUUGAACAAUAAAAGCUAAUUUACUAACAUUUCUGAAAAGUGAUAUAUAGUGUUUUGGAAUGAAACUCUUAUGUUUCCCCAUCUGAGCUCAGAGUAGAUGAGAGAUGUAAUGUUUGUCUCUGUUGUGUUGAAGACCAAUCAAGCAGGAGAGACCAGCCUCCCCUGUUCCCAGCUGUGUGUCUAUGAAGAGUGAUAAGUCUAUGGAUCAACCUAUAGUGUUUAGAGAGGGAGACUUUUCUACUGAACAAAGAAACCAACAGGAGAGAUCAGAGUCAGAGAUUCUCAGUGGUCAGUCUUCCCAGAGUCAUCAAACAGACCUGGCCUCCAUAUUCAGUAUGCUUGAAGAUAAAAUUAUGACAUUUGUGAAGAACGAGCUGAAGAUGUUCAAGAGGAUUCUUAGUCCAGAAUUCCCAGAAGGCUUUGAGAGUCAGAAACAGGAAGUGGUGGACCCUGAAGAUGAGCAGCAGGAGAGCAGUGCCAGAGAGGGGGCUCUGAAGAUCACACUGCACAUCCUGAGGAAAAUGAACCAGAAGGAGCUUGCUGACACACUGGAGAAAUAUUCAGAUGAGCUUGCUGUGAUUUGCCAACGUGAACUCAAAUCUAAUCUAAAGAAGAAGUUUCAAUGUGUAUUUGAGGGGAUCGCUAAACAAGGAAACCCAACACUUCUCAAUAAGAUCUACACAGAGCUCUACAUCACAGAGGGUGGAACAGGAGAGGUCAAUAAUGAACAUGAGCUGAGACAGAUUGAGACAACAACCAGGAAACAAGCAAGACCAGAGACUGCAAUCAAAUGUAACGACAUCUUCAAACCCUUAACUGGACAAGACAAACCUAUCAGAACUGUGCUGACAAAGGGAGUCGCUGGCAUUGGAAAAACAGUCUCUGUGCAGAAGUUCAUUCUGGACUGGGCUGAAGGAAAAGCAAAUCAGGAUGUCCAAUUUGUAUUUUCAUUCCCUUUUCGGGAGCUGAAUUUGAUGAAAGAGGACAAACACACUUUCAUUGAACUUCUUAAUCACUUCUCAAUGGAAACCAAACAAUCAGGAAUCUCCAUCUACAACAAGUACAAAGUUCUGUUCAUCUUUGAUGGUCUGGAUGAGUGCCGACUGCCCCUAGACUUCCAGAAGAACAAGAUCUGUUGGGACGUCACAGAGUCAACCUCAGUGGAUGUUCUGCUGACAAAUCUCAUCAAGGGAAAUCUGCUUCCCUCUGCUCUCCUCUGGAUAACUACCCGACCUGCAGCAGCCAAUAAGAUCCCUUCAGGGUGUGUUGACCAGGUGACAGAGGUACGAGGGUUCAAUGACCCACAGAAGGAGGAGUACUUCAGGAAGAGAUUCAGUGAUGAGGACCUGGCCAGCAGAAUCAUCUCACACAUAAAGACAUCAAGGAGCCUCCACAUCAUGUGCCACAUUCCAGUCUUCUGUUGGAUUUCUGCAACAGUCCUUGAACACAUGCUGAAACAUAAGAGAGAAGAGAUGCCCAAGACUCUGACUGAGAUGUACACACACCUUGUGGAGUUUCAUACCAAACAGAAGAAUGAAAAGUAUCUUGGGAAAGAAGAGACAGGUCCACACUGGAAUAAAGAGAGCAUUCUGUCACUGGGAAAACUGGCUUUUCAACAGCUUGUGAAAGGCAAUCUGAUUUUCUAUGAAGAAGACCUGAAAGAGGCUGGCAUUGAUGUUAAUGAAGCCUCAGUGUACUCAGGAUUGUGCACACAGCUCUUUAAAGAGGAAUGUGGGCUGUACCAGGACAAGGUGUACUGCUUCGUACAUCUGAGCAUUCAGGAGUUUCUGGCUGCUGUAUAUGUGUUCCUCUCAUUCAACAACAACAAUGAGAAUCUAAUGGAUGAACUGCAAACAAACGACAAGCCUGAAGUUGCUGAAGUUACUGUCUACAAGAGUGCUGUGGAUAAAGCCUUACAAAGUGAGACGGGAAACCUGGACCUUUUCCUCCGCUUCCUUCUGGGCCUCUCAUUGGAGUCCAAUCAGAAGCACUUACGAGGUCUACUGACAAAGACAAGAAUCAGCUCACAGAGCCAUGAAGAAACAGUCAAGUACAUCAAGGAGAAGAUCAGGAAAAAUCCCUCUCCAGAGAGGAGCAUCAAUCUGUUCCACUGUCUGAAUGAACUGAAUGACCAUUCUCUAGUGGAGGAGAUCCAAAGCUACCUGAGCUCAGGAAGUCUCUCAGAACCCAACCUGUCACCUGCACAGUGGUCAGCUCUGGUCUUUGUGUUGCUGACUUCAGAAAAGGAGCUGGAUGUGUUUGACCUGAAGAAAUACUCCAGAUCAGAGGAAGGUCUUCUGAGGCUGCUGCCAGUGGUCAAAGCCUCCAGAGCUGUUCUGCUGUCAGGCUGUGGAGUCACAGAGGAAGGCUGUGCUUCUCUGGUCUCAGCUCUGGAGUCAAACCCCUCACACCUGAGAGAGCUGGACCUGAGUAACAAUGACCUGAAGGAUUCAGGAGUGAAGCUGCUCUCUGCUGGACUGGGGAAUCCCCACUGUAAACUGGAGACUCUGAGGCUGUCAGGCUGUCUAGUCACAGAGGAAGGCUGUGCUUCUCUGGUCUCAGCUCUGAGGUCAAACCCCUCACACCUGAGAGAGCUGGACCUGAGCUACAAUCACCCAGGAGACUCAGGAGUCAGACUGCUCUCUGCUGGACUGGAGGAUCCACACUGCAGACUGGAGAAACUCAAUGUGGAACAUGGUGGAGAGAACAGAAUGAAACCUGGACUUAGAAAAUAUGUCUGUGAUCUCACACUGGACCCAAACACAGUAAACAGACACCUCUCUCUGUCUGAGGAGAACAGAAAGGUGACAUGGAGGACAGAGGAGCAGCCGUAUCCUGAUCACCCAGAGAGAUUUGAGGACUAUGGACAGGUGCUGUGUAGAGAGGGUCUGACUGGGCGCUGUUACUGGGAGGUAGAGUGGAGUGGGAGAAGGGGGGCUGAUAUAGGAGUGACAUAUAAAGGAAUCAGCAGGAGAGGAUGGGUUAAGGACUGUCUUAUUGGACACAAUAACAAGUCCUGCCAGGCACAAUAGUAAUCCCACUACCAUAGACGUCCCCUCCUCCAGCUCCCACAGAGUAGGAGUGUAUCUGGACUGGCCAGCCGGCACUCUGUCCUUCUAUAGAGCCUCCUCUGACACACUGACCCACCUGAUCACAUUCACCUCCACAUUCACUGAGCCCCUCUAUCCAGGGUUUAGGGUUUGGUGGGAUGGCGACUCAGUGUCUCUCUGUCAGUGACACACACACACACACACACACUGGACACACACACACACACUGGACACACACACACACACUGGACUCAUACACACACACUGGACACUGAGCCCCUCUAUCCAGGGUUUUGGGUUUGGGAUGUUGAUGGUAACUCAGUCUCCCUGAAAUAAUAACGGACACACACACACACACUGGACACACAAACACACACUGAACACACACACACUGAAUACACACACACACACACACACACACACACACACACACACACACACACACACGCUGGACAAACACACACUGGACAAAAACACACACACACACACUAGACACACUGAACACACACACACACUGGACACACACACACACACACACUGAACACAAACACACACACGCUGAACACAAACACACACACGCUGGACAAACACACACACACACACUGGACAAAAACACACACUAGACACACUGAACACACACACACACUGGACACACACACACACACACUGAACACAAACACACACACUGAACACACACACAAACACACACACACACACUGGACACACACACACACUGGACAAACACACACACACUGAACAGACACACACACACACACUGGACAAACACACACACACACUGGACACACACACACACACACUGAACACACACACACACACUGGACACACACACACACACUGAACACACACACACACACACACACACACUGGACACACACACACACUGAACACACUGAACACACACACACACACUGAACACACAAACACACUCCUCAGUGUCCCUGUAAAUAAUAAUGGUGGUUUGGUGACUCAGUGAUAUACACAGACAAACACUGGACACACACAGACACACACACACACUGAACACACACACAGACACUGGACACACACACACUGAACACACACACAGACACUGGACACACACACACACACACACACACUGAACACACACACACACACUGAACACACACACACUGGACACAGACAUACAUGCUGGACACACAGACACACACACGCUGGACACACACACACACACACGCUGGACACACACACACACACACGCUGGACACACACACACACACACGCUGGACACACACACACACACACGCUGGACACACACACACACACGCUGGACACAGACACACACACGCUGGACACAGACACACACACGCUGGACACAGACACACACACGCUGGACACAGACACACACACGCUGGACACAGACACACACACGCUGGACACAGACACACACGCUGGACACAGACACACACACGCUGGACACAGACACACACGCUGGACACACACACACACUGGACACACACACACACACUGGACACACACACACACACUGGACACACACACACACACUGGACACACACACACACACUGGACACACACACACACUGGACACACACACACACACACACACACACACUGGACACACACACACACACUGGACACACACACACUGGACACACACACACACUGGACACACACAUACUGGACACACACACACACAUACUGGACACACACACACACAUACUGGACACACACACACACAUACUGGACACACACACACACACUGGACACACAGACACACACUGGACACACAGACACACACUGGACACACAGACACACACUGGACACACAGACACACACACUGGACAAAUACACACACACACAGGACACACACACACACAGGACACACACACACACACGCUGGACACACACACACGCUGGACACACACGCUGGACACACACGCUGGACACACACACACACUGGACACACACACACACUGGACACACACUGGACACACACACACUGGACACACACACACACACACACACGCUGGACACAGACACACACACACACACGAUGGACACACACACAUGCUGGACACACACACACACAUACUGGACACACACACACAUACUGGACACACACAUACUGGACACACACACACAUACUGGACACACACAUACUGGACACACACACACACAUACUGGACACACACACACACACACACAUACUGGACACACACACACACACACACAUACUGGACACACACACACACACACACAUACUGGACACACACACACACACACACACACACACUGACACACACACACACUGGACACACACACACACACACACACACUGGACACACACACACACACACACACACACACACACACACACACACACACAUACUGGACACACACACACACACAUACUGGACACACACACACACAUAGGACACACAGACACACACUGGACACACAGACACACACACUGGACAAAUACACACACACACACACACACACAGGACACACACACACGCAGGACACACACACAGGACACACACACACGCAGGACACACACACACACACACAGGACACACACACACACACACAGGACACACACGCUGGACACACACACUGGACACACACGCUGGACACACACGCUGGGACACACACACACACACUGGACACACACACACACACUGGACACACACACACACACUGGACACACACACACACACUGGACACACACACACACUGGACACACACACACACUGGACACACACACACACUGGACACACACACACACUGGACACACACACACACUGGACACACACACACACACACUGGACACACACAUGCUGGACACACACACACCUGCUGGACACACAUACUGGACACACACACACAUACUGGACUCACACACUGGACUGGGACACACACACACACUGGACACACACACACACACUGGACACACACACACACACUGGACAAAUACACACACACACACACAUUCUGGACACACACACACAUGCGCGUCUUUCUAUAGUUGUGAGGACCUCUUACAACAACACUGUUAAAAUACCAAUGUAAUCAUGUGUUGUCUUUUAUGUUGAAAAACAAAUUGUAUAAUUAUAUAUGGACAUACGCUCCAUAGUUGUACAAGUAUACAAGGAUAUAUUGUACUUUUCAUAAUAAAACAUACUUGAAACAAGAAAAGCUU